Molecule: messenger RNA, 1887 nt
Organism: Paramecium tetraurelia
Lineage: Eukaryota; Ciliophora; Oligohymenophorea; Peniculida; Parameciidae
Exons: 3
Molecular function (GO): GTP binding
Source: RefSeq, a predicted model, not a curated record
AUGUCUUCUUUGUUUCAGGAAGUGCCAUUGCGGAAAGUGAUUGCAGACAAGACAUAAAAAAUAGCCAUUCUAGUGAUGAUGCUAAAGGACAUAUAAAGAGAGGAGGAGGAGAUUUUGAAAUAAUUUAACAAAAUGACUAAAGAUGCUCGGACGAUCAAAGAACUUUAUGAGAUCAUGGAAAUGAUUAACUAUGAGAUGAGUGUGAGAAAUGAUGACAAAAUGAUGAUCUUAGAUGAAAUCACUCAUCAGGAAGAGCUUCUACUGACAGAGUAAGAGAGUCUACAGAAACAAAUGAGUACCUUAUCCAAAGAUCUAGAGACAUCAGAGAAGUUUUAGCAAACUCGAUCUUUACGUCAAACUGGGAGAUUCUUACAAUUCAAUCACAGCAAUCACAAUAUGAAUGUUGAAUCCAAAAGUCUUCAAUCGAACAUCAUCACAAGUUACGACUUCGAAGAGUAAUCCAAAUUGAAUGACAAAAUCCAAGAAAACAUAUUCAACGACCCAAUCAAAUACAAUACUCAAGAAGGAAUCGAUGAAACACAAGUUUACGAUUGGAUCCUCGAUAUUGAUCUCAUAAACAAUGUUCAAUAAGGCUGGACAGUCUAUAUAAGCAAACAGUUCGAGGCCAAUUAAGAAUUGGUUGGAUUAGCCAAUAACGAUACUAAAGCCCAAAUCAAAUGGGAAGGUGCUACGGUUGCCGUUGUAGGAUUGUACGACAAGGGUAAGACCUUUGUUUUGAACAACCUCACCCAGUCCAAUUUGCCAUCCGGGAAAAAGGUUACGACCAAAGGAAUUUCAUUUAAACACGUCGAUGUCGAUUCAGGUACCUAAUUGAUUUUAGUUGAUACUGCUGGAAGUUACUCACCAGUUAAAAUUCAAUCAGCUAUGAGCAUUGUCGAAAAGGAAGCAACUGAACACUUCAUUAUCGAUCUAGUGUUCGAAUUAAGCGAUUAUUUCAUUUGCGUUGUAAAUGAUUUCACAUCCCUUGAUCAGAGAUAUCUAGACAGAUUAUCAAGGUAUAUCUAAAAUAGUUCGAAAACAUUCAGAGAAAUAAUCGUGGUUCACAAUCUGAAGGAAAUUGAAACUGCUGAGAUAUUGCAGCAUGUUUGGACAACCCAAGUGACUUAGAUCUACUCAACUGGAGGCUCUAUCUAAAGGACUAAGAUUGCAGCAACCAACCCAAGAAUAAAUGAAUUGCAAGAAAAACAUGUUCUUUGGUUCAAAACACAAUACACACGACAUGUUUGUUUAGUCAGUGACGAUAGUCAAUUGGGAUUGGAUGUGAAUCCUUGGGUCUUCUCUUUGUUGAAGUAUUGGCUAAAGGCAGUCUUUGUCCCAGUUAAUAGACAAUUCUCUGUUUGUGAAAAUAUCCUCCAAUAUGCCACUAGUAAACUUACACAGUAUUUCAAAAGGGAAGUCAAUGUUAAAUUAAUUGAUACUGAUAAUUAAUUUGUUAAGAAAAUUGUUUAAAUGGAGGCUGAUUUACAAGAUGGAGAACUGAAGAUUCCUCAAACAAAUAUUGAUCAAUCAGGACUCAUAUUAGCCAGACCUGAUUCAUUUGCACCUGCUACUGAUAUUAUUGCUAAUGAUAAAUACAUUAUUUAUAUGGAUGUCCCAGGAAUCAAUGAAGAAGAUAUUGAAAUGUAUAGAUAGAAUGUAGUUACAAUCGUCAAGGGCAAUAGAAAGAAACCCUAUUAAGAGGAGCAAAGUGAUCAUAUCAAGAAAUAAGAGAGGAAAUAUGGAGAAUUCACUCUGAGUUUCAGGAUUCCUGAAAACUUUGAAAGGAAGUGGAAACACUUUGGAAUUGAAAAUGGAGUAUUGAAAAUCGUAUACGAAAAAGACAAAGAUGAUAUCGUUCCGAACAAAUUUGUUAAUUAAGCAUAAUGA